Caenorhabditis angaria is the source of this 791-nucleotide messenger RNA. The record is from the annotation of a GenBank genome assembly. Lineage: Eukaryota; Metazoa; Nematoda; Chromadorea; Rhabditida; Rhabditidae.
AUGGCGUUGAAAAACGUGGCAAGUUUGACAAAAGGAAUAUUCGGCAGAAAUGCCCAACUCGCACUCACAACCGGAAAUGUUCAACAAAAACGAUCAAACUACAAAUACGUUGGUAUGCCAGCUGAAAGUGAUGGAACCGUUGCCGGAGACUUGAACUACGGUUUGCAUACAAUAUUUUUCACCGAAUUGUUCCGCGGUUUUGGUGUCAUGUUGGGACACGUUUUCAUGGAGCCGGCAACAAUCAAUUAUCCAUUUGAGAAAGGACCAUUGAGUUCGAGAUUCCGUGGAGAACACGCUCUUCGAAGAUAUCCAUCUGGAGAAGAAAGAUGUAUUGCUUGCAAAUUAUGUGAGGCUAUCUGCCCAGCUCAAGUUAGUUUUUUUAAAGAUUUAUUUUUCGAAAAGUUCUGAAUUUUUUUUAUUGAAAUAAUGACAAUUUUUGUAAUUUUCUUCAAUCUCAAAGUACAUAUAAUUUCCAGGCAAUCACCAUCGAAGCCGAAACUCGUCCAGAUGGCAGUCGUCGUACAACUCGAUACGAUAUCGACAUGACAAAAUGUAUUUUCUGUGGUUUGUGCCAAGAAGCUUGUCCUGUUGAUGCGAUUGUCGAAGGACCAAAUUUCGAAUAUUCGACUGAAACUCACGAAGAGUUGCUCUACAAUAAGGUAACUCUUUUGACUUUUUUUUCGAAUUUAAAGCUAGAUGAAUAUAAUUUUCAGGAAAAAUUAUUGCUUAACGGUGAUCGAUGGGAACCAGAAUUGGCUUCAAACUUGCAAGCUGAAUAUCUUUACCGUUAA